CGCGAUCGACCGAAGCGGCAUUUUGUUGGGGGAAAUUUGUAAAGCUUUUAUUUAUUGAAUUGAAAGAAAGGCGUGAUUUCCUGUGAUAUCAUCCACUCUCAAUAGCGCAUGGAACAUUGAAAAAUACAGCAAUCAUGAGUACUACAGAAGUAAAUAAAAUUGAAAAUGAAGACGAUAAUAAAACUCCCGAUAAGAAACAAAUCGAGGCAGAAGAGAAAGAAAUGAUGCUAAAAUCUGAAGCCGAAAACAUCGUGAUCGAUGCUUCGGAGAAGAAAGGAGCUGAGAACGAGGGCCCCGUAAAGGCGGCACUCUCGCAGGAAUUCACCGACCAGGGGCGUGAGGUGAAGCCGAAGUUCAUCCCUAUUGGCGCUAUAAAGAUGCCGGGCUUUUUCACAAGAAAUUCGGACAAAGAAAAAUCCAAGGAUGAAGAUGGUGUGGAGAAGGAGGGCGACACCGAGAAGGCGGACGAGUCGGCGAAGCCGCGCCACCGCCUGCAGUUCCUGCACGCCUGCCCCUUCACGCAGUUCAUGCACCACCCCAAGAACGAAGACGGAACAGAAAAUGCAGAGACCAAGAGAGGCAUCCGCCUGCCGAACAUCAAAUACCCCAAGUUUCUUCAGAAGAAGUCUGACAAGGAUGCUGAGGCUACCCUGGCCUCCAUGGAGACUCUGGAAGACAAACUGGACACUCCCAAUGAUGGCAUGGAGAAUGUGAAGCUUGAUGGAGAUGAGGUUGAAGGGAAGGUAGCAACCAAACUGCCACUGAAGGAGAGGAUAAGGCAGAAGAAGUUCAUAAUGGAUGACAUCGUGGUGUGCGUUGUGGUGGUGUUGGUGCUGCUGGCGGUGAUCAUCGGGGUGGUGAUCGGGGCGCGCGCCGGCCCGCCCGCCGAGCGCCCGCUGCGCCUCGGCCGCUACAUGACCACUAUCACCAGCUGCGGACCUGUUGAAGGUAUCUACAACGAGGGCGUGUACAGCUUCUACAACAUCCCGUACGCCGUGCCGCCGGUGGGCGAGCGGCGGUUCGCGUACGCGGCGCCGCUGGACGACCUCGCGCGCUGCUGGAACGGCUCGCUGGCGGCGCACGCGCCCGGCCCCGCCUGCCUGCAGCUGCUGGCGAACGGCACCGUGGCGGGCGACGAGGCGUGCCUGGCGCUGGACGUGGUCACGCCGCACGUGCGCUACGACGCGCCGCUGCCGGUCGUGGUGCUGGUGGGCGCCACCACGCUGGCCGGCGGGCUUGGCCCGCUGCAGCCCUCCGCCCUCUACGCGCGCACCAAGGAGGUCGUCUUCGUCCGCCCCAACUUCAGGCUCGGCCCCUUCGGCUUCCUCGCGCUCGACAGCCUGUCUAAGACCAAGUAUCCGGAGACGUCAGGAAACUACGCCCUCAGCGACCUCCUCGUCGCCCUCGAGUGGGUCAAACACAACAUCAAGCACUUCGGCGGGGACGAGAGCUCCGUGACGCUGCUGGGCCACCGCGCCGGCGCCACGCUCGUGGCCGCGCUCACCACCGUCAAGAAGGCGCAGAAGCUGUACUCCCGCGUGUGGCUCUCGUCUCCUUCCGUCAUCUUCCCCGGCGAGCCGCUCGAGCAGGCGGUCAAGGCUAACGAGCAGUUCAAGCUGAUCAGCAAGUGCAGCGACGCGGACUGCCUGCGCCAGAUCUCGGCCACGGAGCUGCUGGCGGCCACGCCGGACGUGUGGCUCGGGGACGGCAUGGCCAGCAUGCCGCGCGCCGGCGAGCUGCGCCGCUCCUGGCUCGUGCUGGACGGCGACCUGCUGCGCCAGCACGCCUACGAGGCCUGGGACGCGCAGAAGAAAGCCAAGCAGCUCGGCAAGGAGAAGGAGUUCAAGCCGAUGGUGUUCGGCACGACGCGGCACUCGGGCCACUCGGAGCUGCUGCAGGCGCGCCACCUCAACUGGACGGCCGAGCUGGUGGAGCGCGAGGUGAGCGAGAGCGUGCUCGGCGAGCGCAACCUGACGGCCGCCGUGUUCCAGCACUUCAACAAGACGUACGCGGGGCUCGUGGAGCUGAUGUCGGCCGUGCGCACGCUGUGCCCGCUGGUGAGCCUGGCGCGGCUGCGGCUGGGCGCGCCGCUGUACGUGGCAAGCGCGGGCGGGGGGCGCCUGGCCGCCGCCGACGCCGACGUGCGCGCCAUCCUCGGCACCUUCGACUCGGACACGCCGGAGCAGCGCCGCUUCAUGGCGUCCAUGCAGCACAUGUUCUACUACUACGUGGGGCAUGGCGCGCUGCCCGCGAGCGAGCCGCUGCUGCUGGUGGAGCAGGACCCGCUGCCGCUGCCGCCGCUGCCCGCCUGCGACCUGCUCAUCCAGGCCGACGUGGUGCCUCGCUUCGCGCACGUCGACUAGGCCGCGCCCACCACGCGCUCUCGCUUCCUGUCCUUGUCUUUCGGUGUUGUGAAACCUAUGUAGGUAUUUACCAAAAUAAUCGUUUGUAAUGUAUUUUAGUAACGUACUUAUUGAUAUUGCCCCUUUCGUAUCGGUUUUACUUGUACAUUUAUUUAUUUUCUAAGCAUAUCGUAUGCAUUAUGUAAUGCAUUUGCACGAGUUUUCCAAAAAGUAGUUGUAAGUUUUUGUAAUGUUCACUUUUGAACUAAGUAGAUCUGCCAUUUACUAAUAUUAUUUUAGGAAAGUACAAAAGUUUUUGAAGGUUUUUAUCAGUACCUAAUGCAAAUCUAGUUCAUUAGGUCGAUCUCAGUGACCAAAAUACUGAUUUAAGACUGCCAAUUUGAUAAAUAUGAUUGUUCACGUCGAAUCAUACCACAAGUAUUACACAAUGAUCUCUAAUUUGUACUGUGUACAGAUGUUGAAACAGGAUUUUAUACCUACCGAUUAAGAUAAGUCAUACUGUAUUGUUGACCAUAUCAUACUCAUAAACUAAGUAAUUUUGUUUAGUUCUAGUACAACUCUGUACGCGUCUUAGACGAUACGGACAUCGAUUAUGAAAGCCCCAAUUUAAAAUAAUCAUUGAUAGGGAUAGAAACUCAAUAUUCAGUAUUAGUUGAGCAACUAUGACAAUCUAGUUAUUGAUUCCAGUUUUCAUUGUUGUAUGUUUAGUUGAUCUAAGUCAUUUCCCAUUAUUAUUGUGAUUUAUUUAAGUCUGAAUAAUCCAAAGUGUAAUUUGUAAUAUGUUUUUUAUAAAACCAGUUUCUAGGUAGAUAGUGAAUAAGAUAGGGUUAAGUAUUGAAUGCGAUUUGCGUGUAAAAUGAGAUCCAGACAAUUUUACAGACACCAAUGUAGUUAAUGUAUAAUUUUAUAUAGUAAAUAUACAUUAAAUGAUAAAUAGUCUGGGUCUGAUUGAGCCGUAUGUAAGUAUACAUGUGAUGUGUUGCGGUCGCCGGCGCUCCAGUGCCCCGAUCUGCUGAGAAUGAGUCUGAUUUCCCUUUUCUUGCCAAAAUGCUUAUAUUAACAUGACUGUCUGCACGUAGCUUACUUUAUAGCUUGCAUGUAAUUUGUAAAUUUAUUUGAAUAAAUAAAUUGAAGACUGA
Messenger RNA from Plutella xylostella (diamondback moth), 3502 nucleotides. RefSeq names its product Neurotactin (gene Nrt). The record is from RefSeq and is a predicted model, not a curated record. Lineage: Eukaryota; Metazoa; Arthropoda; Insecta; Lepidoptera; Plutellidae.